Molecule: messenger RNA, 2870 nt
Organism: Mangifera indica (mango)
Lineage: Eukaryota; Viridiplantae; Streptophyta; Magnoliopsida; Sapindales; Anacardiaceae
Product: alpha-L-fucosidase 2-like
Exons: 11
Coding region: 210-2819 (869 amino acids)
Biological process (GO): carbohydrate metabolic process
Molecular function (GO): alpha-L-fucosidase activity
Source: RefSeq, a predicted model, not a curated record
GUAUUUGUAUAGAAGCUUUCUGAAUCGAAUCAUCCGAAUCACGAACAAACUUUCCUCUUUGCCCUACUAAGUGAAUAUAUUUACACUCCUGCCGGCCUAUGAGAUGAGUUUAAUGAAAGAAACUGCCAUGAGCAAGCAAACAAAGCUCCUCUUUUUAUCGUUUUGACCUUAAUUGGUUGCAAAUUUUAUCAGCUGCAGUGGUUUCUUCAAUGGAGGAUGGUGAGUGGGUUCUAGUGCCACGUCACGUGGAUAAAGACCUCCGGAACUCAAGUUUAAUGAUGGACUCUGAGCCUGUGACGACUAACCCUUUAAAGAUUACAUUCAAUGAACCCGCCAAGCAUUUCACCGACGCAAUUCCGAUUGGUAAUGGUCGCCUUGGAGCCAUGGUAUGGGGCGGUGUGAUGUCUGAAACUCUCCAGCUCAAUGAGGACACGCUCUGGACUGGGAUUCCGGGGAACUAUAGUAACCCUGAAGCUCCAGAGGCACUGUCUAAGGUCAGGCGUCUUGUUGACAUCGGUGAAUAUGCUGCAGCUACUUCUGAAUCAGUCAACUUGUUUGGACAUCCUGCAGAAGUAUAUUACUUAACAUAUCUAUUUUUCGUCGUCAUUUUUACUGACUCAUUAUCUUGUUACAUAUAUGUUUACCAACUUCUUGGUGAUAUUAAACUAGAAUUUGAUGAUUCCCAUCUUUCAUAUAUUGAAGAUACUUAUCAUAGAGAGCUGGACUUGAAUACUGCAACUGCACUAGUGAAAUAUUCUGUGGGAAAUGUAGAAUUCACAAGAGAACAUUUUUCUUCAUAUCCGGACCAAGUGAUUGUGACAAAAAUUUCUGGAAGCGAGGUCGGGUCUUUGUCCUUUACGGUAUCUCUGGAUAGCAAGUUAGAUCAUAAUUCCUAUGUGAAUGGAAAAAAUCAGAUUAUAAUGGAAGGACAUUGCCCUGGAAGGAGAAUACCACCAACAGUGGAGGCAAAUGAUGAACCCAAGGGAAUUCAGUUUUCUGCAGUUCUUGAUAUACAACUUAGUGAUGGAAGUGGCAUCAUACAUGCUUUAGCGAACAAGAAGUUGAAAGUUGAAGGUUCAGAUUGGGCAAUUAUUCUUCUAGUGGCUUCAUCCUCAUUUGAUGGACCAUUCACGAAGCCUUCAGAUUCUAAAAAGGAUCCUACUUCAGAGUGUCUUAGUGCAUUAAAAUCAGUUAAAAAUCUGUCAUAUUCAGACCUUUAUGCUCGACAUUUGGAUGACUAUCAGAACCUCUUUCACCGUGUCUCAAUACAGCUUUCACAAAGCUUAAAAAGAAAUGAUGACACAGUUUCAACUGCAGAGAGGGUGAAAUCUUUUCAAUACAACGAGGAUCCAUCUUUGGUGGAGCUUCUAUUCCAAUUUGGUCGAUAUUUGCUUAUUUCUAGUUCACGGCCGGGAACUCAGGUGGCCAACCUGCAGGGAAUAUGGAAUGAAGAUCUGCAGCCGAAGUGGGAUUCUGCUCCUCAUGUAAAUAUCAAUCUUGAAAUGAACUAUUGGUUGUCAUUGCCUUGCGACCUUAGUGAGUGCCAGGAGCCUUUAUUUGAUUUCCUUACCUCUCUGUCCAUCAAUGGAACUAAAACUGCAAAAGUGAACUAUUCAGCAAGUGGCUGGGUAGCUCAUCAUAAGUCUGAUAUAUGGGCAAAAACAUCAGCAGAUCGAGGUAAAGCUGUAUGGGCUAUGUGGCAGAUGGGUGGAGCAUGGCUUUGUACACAUCUGUGGGGGCACUAUAAUUAUACAAUGGACAAAGAUUUUCUUAGAAGUAAGGCGUAUCCUUUGUUGGAAGGAUGUGUGUUAUUUCUAUUGGAUUGGUUGAUUGAAGGUAAUGAUGGCUAUCUCGAAACCAACCCCUCAACAUCACCCGAACAUAAUUUUAUUGCUCCUGAUGGUAACAUAGCCUGUGUGAGCUACUCAUCAACCAUGGAUAUGGCAAUUAUCAGAGAAGUUUUUUCUGCUUUUAUUUCUGCCACCGAGGUUUUGGGAGGAAAUGAUGAUACUCUUCUUGCAAAAGUGAGAAAGGCUCUACCAAGGCUUCGUCCAACAAAAAUUGCAGAAGAUGGAUCAAUCAUGGAAUGGGCACAAGAUUUUAAGGACCCAGAGGUGCACCAUCGACAUCUUUCUCACCUAUUUGGCCUAUUUCCUGGGCACACAAUAACCAUUGAAGGAAAUCCAGGCCUUUGUAAAGCUGCAGAAAAGACCCUUCAGAAACGAGGAGAGGAGGGCCCUGGAUGGUCAAUGGCAUGGAAAACUGCUCUUUGGGCACGUCUCCAUAACAGUGAACAUGCAUAUCGGAUGGUCAAGCUUCUGAUUAACUUGGUAGAUCCAGAUCAUCCGAUAGCUUUUCAUGGUGGUCUAUAUAAUAACUUAUUUGCAGCUCAUCCUCCUUUCCAGAUUGAUGCCAACUUUGGUAUUACAGCAGCGGUUGCAGAAAUGCUUAUGCAGAGUACCCUGAACGACUUGUAUUUACUUCCAGCUAUACCUCUGGAUAAAUGGGAGAACGGCUGUGUUAAAGGAUUGAAAGCACGAGGUGGAAUGACUGUAAAUAUCAACUGGAAAGACAGUGAUCUUCAUGAAGUACAUCUCUGGUCGAAGGAUCAAGAUUCUCUCAAAAAUUUGCAUUAUCGGGGAACUAGAGUCACCGUGAAUAUAUCAUCCAGCAGAAUAUACACAUUCAACAGACAAUUACAGUGCAUCUGCACAAGCUCACUACCAGAAUAUCUACUGCCGAAGUUAUUAUACAGAGUGUCGCACUCAGCAGGAAAGAAAGGAAAUGAAGAAUCAGAAAAUCUCGUCUGCUGGGUUUAGAUUGAUUGUCUCAAGGAUUUACUUAAUUUUAAUUAUGAGUCUGAAAUAUCA